AUGAAGUUCUCUGCCCUCGCUUUUCUUGGCGCUGCGACCGUCGUAGCAGCCGAUCUAUCCAUCCUAAGCACCAAGGAUGACUGUAACUCCAUCAAGGACAAAGGAGAAUGCGUCAGUUCUAAAGACGGAGAUGAAUCUUGUGUUUGGUGCGAAUGUCAAGCUGUGCCUUCGGUCUGCGUUUCCAAGGAUCAGGCGGAUUCCUUGCCACCUGGUGUCUUCGAAUGCUCUUCCCCGGAUGGUGAAUUCUAUUUUGUUGAGGACAAGGUGCACCAUUUGAAGGAAAAUCCCAUGGAAAAAGGUUCUGAUUUCUGUGACCCAGCAUCUAAAUCGAUUUCUGGAUACAUGGACAUCUCUGGAAGCAAGUACGAUGAAAACGGAGAAAACAAGCACCUUUUCUUCUGGAUGUUUGAAAAGCGUAAUGCUAACUUGAUAGAAUCCAAGGAAGAGAUUCCUUUCGUGGUUUGGCUCACAGGUGGGCCAGGUUGCUCAAGCACUCUUGCUUUGCUCACCGAAAACGGACCUUGCUCUGUCAACUCCGAUGGCGAAUCCACCACGACUAACCCCUACAGUUGGACCGAGGCCGCUCACGUCUUGUGGCUAGACCAACCUGCUGGUGUGGGAUACUCGUACGGAACCGAAAGUGAUACUGGAGAAGAGAUGGUAGCCGAAGAUGCCUACUACUUUUUGCAAGCCUUCUUCCAAUCACAUCCCGAAUAUGCCAAGAGUCCUCUCUUCAUUAUCGGAGAGUCUUAUGGUGGCCAUUAUGUACCAGCCAUUUCUCACCGUGUCUGGAAGGGCAACCAAGAGAAGGUUAAGAACACGAUUGAACUGAACUUUGGCGGUCUCGCUAUUGGAAAUGGGCUCACCAACCCUGAAGAACAGUACAAGUGGUAUCCAGAGAUGGUCUACCAUAACUCUCAUAACAUUACGGUAGUGAGUGAGAGUGUUUACGAAGCUAUGAAGGCCGCCGUUCCAAAGUGCACCGCCUUAAUUCACAAGUGCAACAGCGGGGAUGGACCAAUUGCUGAUUUCGCUUGCCAAGGUGCUUUUAUUGCAUGCAACCUUGGAUUGACUAGUCCUUACCAAGCCACAGGAUUGAACCCCUACGAUAUCAGCAAGAAGUGCGAACACCCUCCACUUUGCUAUGAUUUCUCACAAGUGGGCAAGUUCUUGAAUUUGGAAUCAACCAAGAAGACUUUGAACGUCGAUGAAAAGCACUCGCAUCACUGGGAUUCUUGCAACUAUGGCAUCAACAUGAAGUUCCACCACGACUGGAUGACCGAUUUCAGUGGCUACGUCAGUGAUCUUUUGGACGCUGGAUUCCCGGCUUUGAUUUAUGCUGGUGACCUCGAUUUUAUCUGCAACUACCUCGGAAACAAGGCCUGGACUCUUGGCUUGGACUGGAAGCACAAGGAUGAGUUCAACGCGGCCGAAGUGCAUGAGUGGAAGAAAGCCGGCUUGGCCCGCACUUCUAACGGAUUCACCUUCUUGCAGGUAUACGAUGGCGGACACAUGGUGCCUAGCGAUCAACCUGAAAACUCUCUUGAGAUGUUGAAGGUAUUCCUUUCCGGAGGCAAAUUUUAG
This is a messenger RNA of Cylindrotheca closterium, 1584 nucleotides long. The record is from the annotation of a GenBank genome assembly. Lineage: Eukaryota; Bacillariophyta; Bacillariophyceae; Bacillariales; Bacillariaceae.